GCAAUUGACUUGACUUUUCUCGUACUUUCUCACUUCCUUUCGGUGCAUACCAGACAAUUAUUUAGGAAGGUGCCUCAAUAUCUCGACUCGUUUUUGUCCUAAUUAAUAGCGUCCGUGGCAGGGGCGUUUAAACAAAAAAGCGGGCCGGCUUCUUAUUAUUAAUAAGAGGGGCCUUUUGGGAGUUUAACGAGUGAUUUUUACCAGCUCUGUGAAGUCUACAAAGGCGGCAGCAGCCAGCAUCCGCCCGUUAAAGAUUGAGAAGACUGACAAGAAAGCAAAUCUUGGUCUUCAGUGCCGAGAUUAGACCUGCCUAACAAAAAGGAGGAUCUUCAAGAUGGUUAGAGAGAAGGACCAGAACCUGACCAGCUGCUGCGCACAUAAUGCGGAAGUGAGGCGAGCUGAGAUGGCCUGAAGAUCUAAGAGGUUAUGCGAAGCGUAUAUAUAAAUCUGUCUGUUGGAGAAGAGCUGCCUGUACACACUUCUUGUCAGUGAGAGGAGACACAUUGUAAGUCCCUUCAAUAAACUGAAUGACCACUGCAGUAGAGCAUCUAUUAAUGAAGCUUACUCCAAACAGGGCUACACAAAACUACCGCCUGGAUACGGAAGUACAGCACACAGACUGAUCAGUGCUUUUGUCUGCCUUGCGGACUUUCCGUCCCUCUAAACCAAAACAAAAAAGUUAGGCCAAGCAACUUAAGGAGGGAAAUAAUCGGAGGCAGUCAUGAAUGGCUUUCCGGAAAUGUCAAUUAAGUGCGUCCUAGUCGGGGACAGCGCAGUCGGAAAGACGGCGCUUCUGGUCCGCUUCACCUCAGAGACUUUCCCUGACACCUAUAAGCCCACAGUGUUUGACAACACAGGGGUGGAGGUGUACAUGGACGGUAUCCAGAUCAGCCUGGGGCUGUGGGACACGGCUGGCAAUGACAGCUUCAAACAGAUCCGACCAAGAUCAUACCAGCAGGCCGAUGUCGUCCUAAUCUGCUUCUCUGUGGCUAACCCCCACUCUCUCGCCAGUGUCCAGAACAAGUGGAUCAAUGAGGUUCGACAACACUUGCCAAGGGUACCGGUGCUGGUUGUGGCAACACAGACAGACUUGAGGGAAAUGGGUGGGCACCGGGGCACAUGCAUCACACCAACAGAGGGUAAACAUGUGGCUCAAGAUGUUAGGGCUAAAGGCUAUUUGGAGUGCUCCUCCUUAAGCAACCGCGGUGUGCAGCAGGUGUUUGAGUACGCUGUGCGGACAGUUGUUAACCAGGCCAAGAAACAGGCCAGAAGGCGCAUGUUCAGCAUGAACCAGUGUAAGGUCUUUUGACCCAUUCACCUUGAUUUUGUGAGCUCCUGAGCCUUUUAUCAGAUGAUCCUUUUAAACAUAUUAUUCAAACUCAGUUGGUGUUGUAGGGGUACAAGAACACAAAUUAGGAUUUCUUUAAUAAACUUCUUUUUCACUAACCUCCCCACAAGACCCUCCUAAACUGGAUCAGUAUUUAAACUGAGAUUACACUGACUGAAAACCUAACGGACUCUGAUUCAUAUGUUUGACUUACCCAUACAUGUCCUCAAGAAUAGGCAUUUUUGGUGAAGGACUUUUUUUUAAUUAAAGCUUUAAUUCAUCAAGGAUAACGUCUAUAAAAACCCUAGAGACAUUUUAUUUAAGGGAUGAAGUAAAUAAUGAUAUGCUUGUGUUGCUGUUUCUCAGCAGUUAUUUAACAUACCAAGAAAACGAUAUUGUAUGUGUCAGCUCAAAGAGCCAAAUGAGAAUAUUUUACCAUGUUGGGCUGAGCGUACUCGUAUAUAUAGUUAAAUCUGAUUAGAUAUUACCAGAAAACAAGUGUUAAUUAGUCAACAAACAGUUGACAGUAAUGCAUACAUGUUGCAUAAUGUUCUCAAGAUUAUAUUUGCAUUUUUACAUGUGAGGUUUUUUUUUUUUAUUAAACAAAAACAGUUUUUAUUUUUAUUGAAAUCACGCAAUGUGUAUUUAAAAAAAAAAACAAAAAACCUCUACUCAGAAAAUAUAUAAAAAAAAGAUGUCCCCACUAUUGUGUGUGUGCGUGCGUGUAUUUGAUUUCUGGAACAACUAAGGUUUUAACACACUGACUACAACUUCCAUUUAUGUGAACAUUCAGUGUGUUUGUACAGUUUUACUCAUAGCGGAGGGCUGAACAAAUGUGCCAGCCACUGGGAAGUGUAUGUUACUUUGAGUGUCAGAUAUUCAGUCAUUUUUGGUGUUUUAGGUGUAAUUGCAUUGGAUUUAAGUUUAUUUGCCUGCCAUUAGAAGAAGGCAAAUAAACUUAAAUCUUUGCCUCGCAUUAUUUGUCAUGUAAGGCGAAUAAUCUUCACUUUGAUUACAGCAAAUCAACACAAAUUUGAAUGCAGUGCCACAAAAUAUGAUGGGAACUUUUGUAAACAUGUUGUACUUCACUAUAUACAUAUAGUGUAUAUCGUGUGGCCGGUGUUUUAUGUUGCUAUGUUGUUUUGCAUGUUUUGUGUAUCCCUAACAAGUGUUAUAUGAAAUAUGGAAGCAAUUAACCUCUUAAGCCCCAAGCCUAACUGAUCUCCUGCCUUUUGCCCCCGUAUAAGGGGGCGUUGGGGCUUAAGAGGUGUUUGGAUCAGAGUGUAUAAAAAACAGUAAGAAGUUUUAUAUUUUUUCAGCACAUUUUGAAAAGAGCUGUUUCAAACUAUAAAAUGUUUGGUUAUUUCUUCAAACUAAUGAUAAUGAUGUUAAAAACACUUUGUUUGAGGAAAGCUUUUUCAACCAAUCAAAAAGACUUGUAUAUACUGGCUUUCAGUAGAGUGCUGGAUCACAAAAAAAAUAAAAAUAAAGCCCACCAAGCGGAUUUGAAAAAGAUCUGAACACCAAUGAGCUUCCAUAUAAGGGCUUGACUUAAUGUGUCAUGUUCUGCAUAUAACGCUCGUCUGCAGUCUUUAGACGUCUAAGGACUCAGACCUUUAAUACUCAGCCAUCUAAUGAAUGGGAUGAGAUGUGUGGUUUAUAUAACUGUAGUAGCUGUCUGAUAUAUACUAUUGCAGAGUGAUGUGCAGAAAAAUGUUAAUGUUACUGUUGUAUGAUUAAAUAAAUUAUGAAUAAUAUGCAUAUUAUAAAAACUUUAUUCAA
This is a messenger RNA of Oreochromis aureus, 3109 nucleotides long. RefSeq names its product ras homolog family member H (gene rhoh). Gene Ontology annotation, molecular function: GTPase activity; GTP binding. The record is from RefSeq and is a predicted model, not a curated record. The coding region runs from base 722 to 1309 and encodes 195 amino acids. The transcript is spliced from 2 exons. Gene Ontology annotation, biological process: small GTPase-mediated signal transduction. NCBI's taxonomy places the organism in Eukaryota, Metazoa, Chordata, Actinopteri, Cichliformes, Cichlidae.